AUGACGAGCUUUGCCGUGCAGUUUGCACGCCAGCAGAGGCACGCCUUCCAGGCCGCUUCCAAGCUUUCGGCCGCUUCCACAUCCAGCAUCGCCGCCACCGCCGCUGCUUCCACAUCCUACGCUUCCACCACACCAAGUGCCGCGAGAGCCUUCUCCACCGCGAGGAACAACCUUCCCCGCUCCGCACAGCUCGCAAGAUCUCAGCGCUCCCAGAUUGCCCUCUCAAGACACAUCUCCACAAAUCAGCCCAAGGAGCAGGCCGCUGCUGCCGCUCAGACCUCGGCCAGCGUCCGUCCCGAACCCUCACCUGCCUUCCAGCAGUCUCCUCAAAAUAUCGCCCCUCUCGCUUCGAGAUAUGACGCCAACGCUCUCGAUGAGUCGUUUGUCGGUCUCUCGGGUGGUGCCAUCUUCCAUGAGAUGAUGCUCAGGCACGAUGUCAAGCAUGUCUUUGGCUACCCAGGUGGUGCUAUCCUCCCCGUCUUCGACGCCAUCUACAACUCAAAGCACUUUGACUUUGUGCUUCCACGAAGGGAGGACGGUGCCGGUCACAUGGCCGAAGGAUACGCUCGUGUCACCGGCAAGCCCGGUGUCAUCCUCGUCACCUCUGGUCCUGGUGCCACCAACGUCAUCACACCCAUGCAGGACGCCAUGAGCGACGGCACUCCCCUCGUCGUCUUCUGUGGUCAGGUGGCAACCUCUGCUAUCGGCUCGGAUGCCUUCCAGGAGGCUGACGUCGUCGGCAUCUCGCGAUCCUGCACAAAAUGGAACGUCAUGGUCAAGGACAUUGCCGAGCUCCCUCGCCGCAUCAACGAAGCCUUCAAGAUCGCCACUUCGGGUCGCCCCGGUCCCGUCCUGGUCGACCUGCCCAAGGACGUCACUGCCGGUAUCCUCCGCCAGGCCAUCCCUUACAGCCAGACGCAGCCCAACAUGAUCACCAACCUGCCGAGCCGACAGGUUGCACGCAACCGUCGCGGCGCCACCUUCCAGCAGAGCACCAACCUGCGCUCCUCGGAACAGGACAUCCUCACCUCCGAGCUGCACGAAGCUGCGCGCCUCAUCGGCAUCGCAAAGCGACCCGUCAUCUACGCCGGUCAGGGUAUCCUCUCGUCUCCCGAAGGUCCCAAGCUGCUUGCCAAGCUCGCCAAGGAGCACAACAUCCCCGUCACCACCACGCUCCAGGGUCUCGGUGCGUUCGACGAGCUGGAUCCUCUCAGUCUGCACAUGCUCGGCAUGCACGGUUCGGCGUACGCCAACCUGGCCAUGCAGGACGCCGAUCUUAUCAUCGCCCUCGGUGCUCGAUUCGACGACCGUGUCACGGGCAAGAUCGACAAGUUCGCUCCGCACGCCCGAGCAGCUGCCAUGGAGAACCGUGGCGGUAUCAUCCACUUUGAGGUGAUGCCAAAGAACAUCAACAAGGUGGUGCAGGCCACCUGCGCCAUCGAAGGCGAUGUUGUCACCAACCUCGGCAAGCUCAUGCCGUUCCUCGAGAGCAACGCGCCCGACAGGAGCGAGUGGCACGAGCUCAUCAAGUCGUGGAAGGAGGCCUACCCCUUCACCUACGAGCCGUCCAAGCAGGGCGAGCUCAUGAAGCCCCAAGAGGUCAUUGAGGCUCUCGACGCUGCCGUUGCCGACCAGAAGGACAAUGUCAUCAUCUCCACCGGUGUCGGACAGCACCAGAUGUGGGCUGCUCAGCACUACCGCUGGCGCCACCCUCGCACCUGGGUAUCCUCCGGUGGUCUCGGAACCAUGGGAUUCGGUCUCCCCUCUGCCAUCGGUGCUAAAGUCGCCGCACCUGAAAAGAUCGUCGUCGACAUUGACGGCGACGCCUCGUUCUCCAUGACCGCCAUGGAGCUCGCCACCGCGGCACAGUACAACAUCGGCACCAAGGUGCUGGUGCUCAACAACGAGUUCCAGGGAAUGGUGGUGCAGUGGCAAGAUCUCUUCUACGAGAAGCGCUACUCUCACACCGAGAUGCACAACCCUGACUUUGUCAAGCUUGCCGAGAGCAUGGGCGUCAAGGCGAUCCGUUGCGACAACAUCGAAGAUCUGCCGGCCAAGAUGAAGGAGUUCAUCGAGUACGAUAACAACAAGCCGGUGCUGUUCGAGGCGAGGAUCACCAAGAACGAGCAUGUCUAUCCCUUCUGCCCGGCCAACGCGGGGCUGCAUGAGCUCAUUGUUCACCCUAGUCUCAAGCCUGUUCCUAAGAGAGGGUAG
Molecule: messenger RNA, 2214 nt
Organism: Pseudozyma hubeiensis SY62
Lineage: Eukaryota; Fungi; Basidiomycota; Ustilaginomycetes; Ustilaginales; Ustilaginaceae
Product: acetolactate synthase catalytic subunit
Exons: 1
Coding region: 1-2214 (737 amino acids)
Biological process (GO): L-valine biosynthetic process
Cellular component (GO): mitochondrion; acetolactate synthase complex
Molecular function (GO): flavin adenine dinucleotide binding; acetolactate synthase activity; magnesium ion binding
Source: RefSeq, a predicted model, not a curated record